Neocloeon triangulifer is the source of this 2072-nucleotide messenger RNA. RefSeq names its product glucose dehydrogenase [FAD, quinone]-like. Gene Ontology annotation, molecular function: ecdysone oxidase activity; flavin adenine dinucleotide binding. Bases 165 to 2003 code for a protein of 612 amino acids. NCBI's taxonomy places the organism in Eukaryota, Metazoa, Arthropoda, Insecta, Ephemeroptera, Baetidae. The transcript has 2 exons. The record is from RefSeq and is a predicted model, not a curated record.
UUGGCCAGGCGCAGACGCAAAAAUACAACCGCGCGCUCACCAGUAAAAGUUGCGACGCUCACUUGCAAACAAACUAAACAAAGAAAGAGUACUUAAAUUCGGCGUGAUAAGGAAAUUGCUCGCAAAGAUUUGCACUAGUUUUUCACAGCUCGGCUGCAGACAGAAUGAAGGCAGCGAGCAACUUGCAACAUCCGUGCCCAAAUGCCGGGGGCGCCGCGACCGUUCUUUUCGCCGGUUUGGUCAACGCCAUUCUCAACGCGCAAUGCCAAUUGGGCGACCCGGCCCAGUACCCCAAAGACGUCGCCAACGCUCUUCUGCUGCCGGAGUACGAUUUCGUCGUAAUCGGAGGAGGCAGUGCCGGUGCGGCGAUCGCCAGCCGGCUGAGCGAAAUGAAAAAUUGGAACGUGUUGCUUCUGGAGGCGGGCGACGACCCCGGAGUGGCCUCGGACAUUCCCGCCUUGGCCGUCAGCCUGCAACGCACCAGCGAGGAUUGGCAACUGCGGACGGAGCCCGACGGCAAAACGUGUCUGGCAAUGGAAGGCGGCCGGUGUAACUGGCCGCGGGGAAAAGCCCUGGGCGGAUCGUCCUCCAUCAACGCCAUGCUUUACGUUCGGGGCAACAAGGGCGACUUUGACGAGUGGGAAAAAAUGGGAAACGCCGGAUGGGGCUACGAGGAGGUUUUGAGGUACUUUAAAAAGUCCGAAGACGGAGAGAUCGAAGACGAAUUCCACUCAACAGGUGGUUUGCUCAGCGUUAAGAAAAACCCUGCAGAGGAGUUAGACGUGGUUCCUUUAUUUUUCAAGGCGGCCCAGGAAUUGGGCUACGAACAAGUUGAUCUGAACAGCGCCGCUCCAGUCGGAUACGGCCGGUUGCCUUCGACGCAGAAAAACAGCGAGCGAAUGAACACGGCCAAAGCCUUUUUGUCUCCGGCCAGGGACAGAGACAACCUUCACGUGUCUAAAAAGUCACACGUGACCAAACUGCGGUUGGAGGAGGGGAAAGUAGUGGGGGUGGAAUUUGAAAAAGACGGAAGUUCGCGUUUUGUGGCGGUUAAAAAAGAAGUGAUUUUGUCUGCCGGAACCAUAAAUUCGCCGCAGAUUUUGAUGCUCUCCGGAAUCGGCCCGAAGGACCAUCUGGAGGAAUUUGGCAUUCCUGUGCACGCCGAUCUGCCCGUGGGCGAAAAUCUGCAAGACCACUUUUUGUACGCGGGCACCUACUUGACCCUGCACGCCGUCAACACCAAAAUCGCCGACCAGCAGACAAAACUGAUGGAUGACGUUUAUGAGUACCUUUUCCACCGCAAGGGCGCUUUGGCCUCGCUGGGCACCGUGGACUUCACGGGCUUCGUCAACACCCCUAUGAACGAAGACAAAACCAGGCCAGACAUUCAAAUCCACCACAUGCUAGUGCCGGAGGGAAGCCAGAUUUUGGAUGCGUGGUUCUACGCCAUGGACUUCAAAAAGGACACUUGCCAGCACUUCAAAAAUAUCAACAAACAGGGCACUUCGCUCAUUCCCAUGUUGUCCCUUCUGAGGCCCAAGAGUGUGGGCGAAAUCAGACUCAGGUCGGCGAACGCCUCGGACAAACCGGUCAUUCACCCAAAUUAUCUGACUCGGGAGGAGGACGUGAAGGUCAUGAUUGAGGGCAUCAAGCACUUCAAAAGGUUCGCCGAGACGAAAACCAUGCAAGCCCUGGGAACGGAAUUCGUCGACGAUUACGAGCCCUGCAGCGGAAAACACGCAAACGACAGUGACGAGUACUACGAGUGCUGCAUGCGUCACACCGGCGCCACUAUGUACCACCCUGUGGGCACUUGCAAGAUGGGGCCUGACCCUGCCGACUCGGUCGUUGACCCCAGGCUGAAGGUGCACGGCGUCAAAGGGCUGCGCGUGGCCGACGCCUCAAUUAUGCCUAAAAUAGUUUCGGCAAACACGAACGCCGCUUCAAUCAUGAUAGGCGAAAGGGUUUCUGAUUUUAUUAAGGAGGAUUGGCUUGAACAGUAAUACAAAAAUAACUUUAUGUAAUAACUAAAAAAUUGGUAAAUGUAAUGAAUUAAAAAAUUACUUUUAAUU